GAUUGAGCGCCAUACAACAAACAUGGCUGCCACUGCUCUCUCUCUCGCUCUCUUUCUCCCCCACAACUCCAAGCGAAAGAGAGGCACCGAGAGCGAACGAAAGAGAUGGCCGCCCGAGAGUGGAGAACAUGGAGAUUUUUACGGGAUAAGUGCAAAAAGCAGGAAUGAGAGAGGAGAUGCUCUUUUUGCAGCACAACUCAAAUGUUAAUUAAAAUUUAAAUGCUUACAGGGACCCGUGGCAAAUUAAAUGUUGAUUGAUUCAUCACAGGACCUCUCCUCUGCGUCACUUCUGCUGAGCCGGCGAAAAAAACAGGGAGCAACAGAGAACAGUAAAGGGACAAAUAAAAUAAAAUUGUCGCAAAAGCGCCGUUUACAAGUUGCCUUGACAAUCGCCCCAAGUUUCAAUUACCGCCGAAUCGCUUAACUACCGAAAAGGGCAAUAAACCCAAAUGGUCCGGAAAAUAAAUGUGUAUAUUAAAGCAUAAAAUAUAUGUACGAACAUUAGCGGCAGCAGCAUCAGCAUCAGCGUGGCCACUAGGCUAAAUUAUAAAUCGGAUUUAUGACCCAUAAUAUUUUUUGGGAGUCCAAAAGUAAGCGUAAAUGUUAAGGCCAGAAAAAGAAGUAAAUUAAACAGCUUGUCGAGUAAUUUCAAUUUAAUGUUUUUUUUUCUUACUUGAACGUAUUUAGUGCUUUUAAUUGUUGAAUGUGGAUAUGUAUGAACAUUAAUGCUUUUCAUAAAGUUUUACGUUGCUUUGUGAGGCAUUAAGAUUUAUUAUUAAAGAUAUAGAUAUAAAAGAUAUUAGUAAUUAAAUUUAAUGAAACCCCAUUGGUACUUAUAGAUUUAAUUAUAAUAAGGCGGAUUUUAACAAUUUUAAUCAAUCAAAGCAUCUAGCAUGCUUUUGCUUGGCUAAAACUUGUUGGGAAUCAUAGAGUUCGUAGAGUUAGAACUCUAAUUGCUAAGAAAAUUUCCCUUCCCAUUUGUUACUUUAACUCACUUUCCGUUUAUUUUCAGUCCUUGCAUGAUCAGGUGCUUAAAUUUUAUAGCAUGGGCGUAGUAUUUAUCACUGUUCCGUUCCGAUUUAGUCAUUAUCCGAGCACACUUUAGUAAUGCUAAUUCUGUUGUUGGGGCCAAGAUUGCUCCUAAUGCCACGCUGACAUGCAAUCAAACUUUGGUUUUCCAUUGUUCCUCAUUUUUUUCCUCGUUAUUUUAUUUAUUUUUUGUUGUUGUUUCUGAAAGGUUUCCACCUCUGACAAAAGAGGGCAAUGAAAAGAAUUCCAACUCGAGAUAGACCCCGAAACGAAACGCAAAGAACUCGGAGGCAGAGUGUGUGUUGUUGUUGAUAGCAAUCAACAUCAAUUAAAGCAGCUGUCUGUCUUUCUGUCCCGUUGUUGCUGCUGUGUUUGCUGCUGCUUUAACCGUGUAAUUAUAUUCGUUGUUGCGCCUUUUGGCUGCAUCAUCAUCAUCACCACGAUCAUCGGCAAUGCAUUAUGCACUACUGCCAGCAACAUGUUGCUGCUGCGCCUCCAAGUAGUAGCAACUGUCCGUCCGACUGUCUGUCAGUUCUGAUGGCAACUGUUGAUAAUUAUAAUCCGCUUGUGGUUAAAAUGGUGUUGCCUACCUUACUGGCGAUAAGCGCGCAUGAAUAAUUAUGUUGCCGCUGUCGCUGAGCUGAGCUGACGUAGCUGUUGCUGUUGCAGCUAAUGCUGAUGUUGCUGCUGCUGUAGCUGUUGCUGUAGCAAUGUCGCCUGUUUGGUUGGCUGUGCGCGACAACUCAUGAAUAAUUAAUGCACUGCGCCGCGGCGACUCUGUUUCUGUCGCUGGCUAAAUGUUGCUGCUGCAACUUGUCUGCCGUAUCUUUUCAAUUACAGCCGGAAAUCGUGAAUUACGCCGGACAAGUCUUAGUUGGCAAUAAAAGAGCAAAAAAAAAAGGCAGAAAAGAGCAGCAAUGCCGUUCUCAUUGUUGAUUAACUUUGACAGUUGCUUUUGUUGCUGAGCAAAUAUUUAUUAAAUACACAGCAGCAAUCUCCUCUGAGGGUGCCGACGACGACGACGACAACAAUUAACACUCAAACGGCAGUGGCAACUAUUAUCAACUCAAUUUGAAUAAAUUCGCUCGUGACAAAACGCAAAGGUAGGGGGAAACACGCUAAAGUUCCCACCUUAAAUUAAAUAAGCAAUGAGUUUGUCUUGCAAAAAAUACAAAAAAAUAAAAAUAGGUUCGGGGCGGUCGCACAAUUGGCACUUGAAAGGCAUCAAGAUACAAUGGCAAUAACUGCAGCGGCAGCAGCAGCGGCAAACAAGCUAAACAAGUAUUGCUGCUGUGCCGGGGAGCAGCAGCAGCAACAUCAGCAGAUAAAAGGCAGACAAAAGGCACGAGAUGUGAGAGACGUCUAGGGUUGCUGCCUGGGAAUUGAAUUCCAUUCAAAAGACGGCAGCAGGCUGUUUGUCAUACUUGCAACAGCAGCAGCAUCAGCAACAGCAGUGGCAGCAUUGGCCAGAAGCAGAACCCAGUGAAAUGGCUUACAUGCAUUUCUCUGCCCCUCUGCAGAGGCAGGCGUGUUGAGGUGUGUUGAGAUAGCAUCUUGCAUAAAAUUACUGCCAGUGGAAGCAGCAGCAUCACCAGCAGCAGCACGAGGAGCAGGAGCAACAGCAGCAGCAGGAGCCAGAGCCAGAGCCACCAGCGACGUGGCUGCCUGAUGCUAUGCCACUGAUAGCCUCGAAAUUGUUGGCAGUUGCAAUUUGCUGUUUGGAAUUUUAAGCGAGCCAACAAUGAAGUUCAAACCGAAGCGAAGUGAGGGAAACAAAAGCGAACAAAAAAGAUACAAAUAAAAAUAAAAUAAAAAAGCAAGAACCGAAAGGAAGAAAGCCAGAGGAGCCUCGACAGCAACAUCAUUCUCAUGCUCAUCAGCCAGCAGCUGAAAAGCCAGGGCUUCCAAGUUUAACCCGUCGUCUCUGGUAUCGAUUUUUGAUUGCCUUUAAAAAUAUUCGAUUUUCGGAACAAAGAAAGUCUAGAUUGUUGCCGGCCAAAUUGGUUUUUACUUAUAGUUUUGGGCGGAAACAUGUCAUGUUUACAUAAUGUCUGAUCUGUGGCUUACAACGUUAGAGGAAAGUCAUUACAAGUAGUUUUAGUUUACUAUUUUGUUUUCAGAAAAGUCUUAGUAUUUUAAAAUGAUUUUUUAGAUAUUUAAUAUUGUAAAAUGAAAAAUUUAACUUUAAUUAUGUUGAAAUAAAGGGAAUAUCAACCUAAGAGAUAUAAUUGACAUUUUAAGACAAGUUACUCCAACUAACUAAAUAUAUCUACUUUUUAAAUAUAUUUAUUAAAAGAAAAAUUCGUGUUCUUUUAUAAAAUGAAUAGUUUUUCCUCUUUUUUUCAAACUUUAAAGCAAUUUAAUGCCAUAAAUUGUUUGAAUAUCCGGCUUUAAGCUUUAAAGGUAAUGAAACUUGAGUCAGCAAGGAUAUUUAACGCCAGUUGGCGGAUUAAAUGUGUAAUUUUUUCCCCCAAACUGCCACAUUUUACCCAGCUUGGCUGAAAAUGGGUUAAGUUUGGGGGCCCCUUGGUUCCAGAGUCAGAGCUCCGUUGAAUUCGAGACCUGCGAUUGCAAUAAAAGUCAGCAGGCAGGCACUGAUGUGUUGCUCCUGCUGCUGCUGCUCCUGCCUUCCUCCUUCCCCAUUUGAAUUUUAUUUCACUGCUGC
This is a messenger RNA of Drosophila kikkawai, 3694 nucleotides long. The record is from RefSeq and is a predicted model, not a curated record. Lineage: Eukaryota; Metazoa; Arthropoda; Insecta; Diptera; Drosophilidae.